AUGCCGCAACACAAGUCCUCCCAACCUGAUACAAGGCACAGCAGUCAUCGUAGUCGCAACAGAUCCGUGAUGACUCCGUCCGAUGGCGACAUGACCCAUCCGUCGAAUUACCCCGCGCCCACCCAAACGACCUCGUCGGUGCCAGAGAGCACGAUUCUCCCCGACUCCAAAAAUGGAAUCGUCGGCAAUUGGGAAGCUUCCUUGGGCUCUAAUAUCCCUCAAUACUGGUCAGACAUAGACUCGAUGGGGUUCCCUUAUCCGGCCCCUGCUGACUGGCUCCCCACACCUUGGAGUUACUCCCUCAGUCUGGUCCUAGGGCAGCAGGGAGAAUAUGUCAGCCACGGACCUGAGGGCGAUGCUGCGUCGGUGAAUGUGAACCCUAACGACAGCCCUCGGUCCCCCGUCUCCCCCCCCGGCCCCAGCAACCACAAGAACGAGUUUCUCCUUGUCGAAGACGCGAUUGCCCAUGUUUCGGGAGGGCAGAAUACAGACUACCCUCACAGCUGGAUGCCUUCAAUCGGUUCAACUUCCUACUUGUGCCCAGAGCAAGAAACUCCAGUCAGCGUUCAGCAUCGUCAACGGCCUACUGACACUGAGCCGUAUGGAACCGACGAUGGGCUUGGACACCAAGCGAUGCAACAUGGAUACAAUGUGGGGCUGGGUAUCCAUCAUAUUGGUAUCCCGCAGCAAUACGCAGAGUGCUGGUCGCAGCCUGAGCCGCAGCCGGCAUAUCCUUAUUUCUCUCCCACGACUCAUGACGACCAAGUCGAUGUGGAUAAUGAUGAUGAUCAUCCUGAGCAAGAGACCCAAGCUAGCGCCCAGGCUGACGAUGACAGUGACUGGACCUGGGCUGCGUACUCCUCAAGUGACGAUUGUGAUGAGGUUGCUGAGGGGUGGCAUCUGAUCAACAAGAAGUGA
Messenger RNA from Thermochaetoides thermophila DSM 1495, 918 nucleotides. RefSeq lists its product as uncharacterized. The record is from RefSeq and is a predicted model, not a curated record. The transcript has a single exon. Bases 1 to 918 code for a protein of 305 amino acids. Lineage: Eukaryota; Fungi; Ascomycota; Sordariomycetes; Sordariales; Chaetomiaceae.